Molecule: messenger RNA, 1614 nt
Organism: Paramisgurnus dabryanus
Lineage: Eukaryota; Metazoa; Chordata; Actinopteri; Cypriniformes; Cobitidae
Source: RefSeq, a predicted model, not a curated record
CCUAUUGGUUGACUGCUUAAAAGGAAAACAACCUUUCUGUACGGAAGGGUUUAGCUUCUCAUGGAAACUUUUAACAUACUGUUUGGGAGCCAUACAUGUCCUGUCUGUAUGCGGAUCUACUUUAAAAUGGAAUUACUUAUAAUAACACUCAUCAUCACCUGUGUCCACAUUGAGGCCCAACGUUAUCAUGAAUAUGGAGUGAUUGUAACAUGUGAAGACAAUAUAAAUCUAGAGGAUUUUCUCGUCACACUUGAUGAUGAACUGGUGGCACAUGUGGACAUGGAGAAAAAGCAGGAUGUUUACACAGUACCUGAUUUCAUUGGCCCUGUUCAGUAUCCCUCACUGUAUCAGGAUGCCUUGAGAACUUUAGCUAUUUGCAAAAAAGAAGGUGACGUGUUAAAAGAGGUGUAUGUCAAUUCAUCAGAGCAAAUCGAACCUCCCUGGAGUUCAGUUUAUACCAAACGAGAUGCAGUGUUAAACGUUGAAAACACACUGAUCUGCCACGUUACUGCGUUUUUUCCUCCACCUGUCACAAUUACAUGGACCAAAAACUAUUUGAAUGUGUCAGACAGUACAACACUCAGCCGGUAUUAUCCAAAUAAAGAUGGGACCAUGAAUGUGUUUUCUAGAUUGAGAUUUAUUCCAGUGGAAGGAGAUGUAUACAGCUGCACCGUGCAGCACAAAGCUCUCGAGCAACCUCAAACUAGAAUAUGGGAAGUAGAGAUAAAGGAGUCCAGUAAUGGUCCAUUAGUGUUCUGUGGAGUUGGACUUGGUUUUGGACUGAUAGGAGUUGCUGUUGGAAUUUUCUUUAUUGUCAAAGGAAACAACUGCAACUAAUACUGACAACAACUACAACUGACAUCUGGUGUUUGAUUCUCAUAUAAAAGAUGACAUUUUUUAUUCAUGCAGAUUUUUUCUCAUGUUUUUUUAAGGUUAAUUUAAUUGAAAACGUAUACUUUAAAUAGAAACACAAAAUACCAUACCAACUUGUACAAUGCAAGGAUGUUCACUUGCCACAUAAAAUCUGUCAGUAUCUCCAAUGUCCAUGAAACACUGUAAAGUAAAGAAAAAGUUGGAUAAAUGUAAAAAAUUACUUCAAUAAAAAAAUGUAAAAAUAAAUUACGUUUCUCUCACUUUAGGUGAAAACUUUUAGUUGAAAAUGUUUAAAUAUUUCAGGUUUUACAAAUUUAAGUAAUUUUUACGUUUAUACAACUUUUACUUUUUACAGUGUAUUAUGGACAUUGGAGACAUGGACAUUUAUAGUGUAUUAUGGACAUUUCACUUUAAAAUGUAAGUUCAUAAAACUUUUUAGGUGUUACCAACUGAAGUAAUAUUUUAAGUUGUUCCAACUUUUUACAGUGUAGAUGAAUGUAUCCUAUAAAAUCACUUGUCUUAAAAUUGUCAAUGCAUUUACAUGGCAAUAAAAGCUCAAAAGUUAAAUUUAAAAAUCUGUUUUGAAUUAUGAUAAAGCAGAGCUUUAAAUAAUUGCUGUAAAAAGUCUUUGUUUCUUUAUACCUUGUUUUUGUAAAUUUUUUGUGCAUUUUUUUGUGUGUGUACUUUUAAUUAACUAUAUAAAUCCUGCACAGAAUUUAAUAAAACUAAUUUUAAAAACUC